Closterium sp. Naga37s-1 is the source of this 3255-nucleotide messenger RNA. Lineage: Eukaryota; Viridiplantae; Streptophyta; Zygnematophyceae; Desmidiales; Closteriaceae. The record is from the annotation of a GenBank genome assembly.
AUGGUCUUUAAUCUGCUUUCUGACGCUCCCCCCGUGUCCAAUUGUCUGGAUGGUUCCGCCAUUGAAAAGCUCCGCGCGGGGGGAGCUUCCGCCGCGCACCCCCCGUGGUUCCGCACAUGCCCUCCGCAAAACCCUUCCCCCGGCGCUUCCGCUGGCGCAAGCUCCGCCGCCGCCGCUUCCGCCGCCGCCCCCGCCGAUGCUGCUGCUGGGGGAAGCGGGAAGCUUGAGUCCUGCGUGGUGUCUCCUUACCCGGGCCACGUCAUCAUGCUCCGUGACGUGUACAUCGAUCUGCACGGCCACGUGUUCAACAGCACGCACCGCUUCGUCUUCGGCGGGGGUCCACGUGGGUCCGACGUGUCCGGAAAACCCGGAACAGGCGCAGCGGGUUCCGUGAAACCAGGAGAGAGCGCUGCGAGCGAGUUCUCUUAUCAAAAGGGGACUACAGCGGUGGUAUACGAGCACGUGUUGCAUCUCUUUCCCCCCCAUAUAAGCACAUCCGCGCACACGCGCGCGCACGGGGAAGCAGCAGGCGCGGAGGGGGAAGAGCGCGGGGAGGGGCGCGAGGCAAGGGGGGAGUCGCUCUUUGGCUUCGACCUUGCUUCGCGGGCUCUGCACGCUCCCCCAAAGUUCGGCCACGGGGGAGGGGACGAAGCGAGGGAGGCACACCCCCUCUUCGUGCACUUCCUCUUUGUCGUGAGUGCUCCUUCUGCUGCCAUUGAGUUGAGAGUUGACUUUGAGGUUAGUUUGGGCACGGAGGAGGAGGGGAGGGGGAGACGGGGCAAGGGAGACACACCCCCUCUUUGUGUCCGCUUCAACCACCCUCCCCUUGUUCCCCAUCUCCCCCCCCCUUUUCCCCCUCUCUCCCCCCAACGCACCCGCCACUUCCUCCCCCCCUACGGCCUUCCCCCCUUCAUUCUAUCCUUCUAUCCUUCCUGUCAUUGUGUAUCUUUCUGCUCUUGUCUCACUUUCACACCCUCCUCCCCCCUUCUCCCCUCCCCCCCAAUUCAUCUCCCCUCCCCCCCUCACCCACACCCCCCCUCACCCACACCCCCCCUCCCCCCCAGGCAGCCCUCAGACCUCUCCUGCCCCUCCCCUUCCCCCUCCCUCCUCCGCCUCCCCCGCGCCCGCCCCUUCCUCCCCCUCUCGUUCCUUCCCUCCUUCCUCCCGGCCUCCCUCCCCCUCGCUCCCCUCUUUCUUCCCCUCUUUAUGCAGCCCUCAUUCCUCUCCUGCGCCUCCCCCUCCCCCUCUCUCCUCUGCCUGGCCCGCGCCCGCCACUUCCUCCCCCCAGACGGCCUCCCCUCCUUCCUCCCCUCCUUCAAGCCCCACUCCCCCCCGCCCCUCUUUCUUUCCGCGGAUGGGCUAUCAGCAGGGGGGGAGUGGCUGGUGGUGGUGGUGCGGACGGGGUUAGGGGGAGCGGGGGAGAGUGGGGGGGGAGGAGGGGGGAUGGGGGGGGUGGUGGAGGAGGAGGAGGAGAUUGAGAGGGUGGUGGUGGAGAGGUUUGGAUCGGAGAGAGUGGAGAGCUACCAAGGCCACAUGGGCAUGGACGAUGUCAAGAAGCUGUUUAAUAGAGCUCGCCUUCUCAUCGGCCCUUCCAGCCUCGCCCUCUCCUCACUCCUCUUCCUGCCCUUCAAUGCCGUACUUCUCGAGCUCCUGCCUCCUCCGCUGCUAAACACUUCUGCUCCUGCUGGCUCGGCUCUAGACCCUGAAGGGUUUGGCACGCUGGCAGCAGCAGCAGGGAUAGUCCGAUAUGCCGUGCCCUGUGAUCCUUCCCUGAAGGGCCCUGCUGGUGGUGCUGCAGCAGGGGCAGCAGGGGCAGCGGCUGAGUCAGCAGGAGCAGUGGGAUUGGGCACCAGGUCAGAGAAAGACGAAGGGCCGCAACCCUCCCCUUGGUACGAGUUGAACGAGCAGCAGUGGGACGAGCACAGGGAGAAGAUUGCUGCAGCCGAGGGCGGCACAGGGGCGUUCGAAACGCGGCUGUUUAAUCUGACCGUGCUGCCUGAAAAGGACGAGACAGAGGGGGCGGGAGGAGGGGAAGGAGGAGAAGGAGCAGGAGGGGGUGUGAGUGAGGAGGGGAGUGGGAACAAGACAGCAGAGGGGAAGUCCCGUGCUCCUCCUCUGUUUCCGGAUUACUCGGAUCAUAUUCCCGGCACUCGCCUGCACACCAAGCGACAGGUGGUUCUUUUCAACAAGUGGAUGGAGUGUGUGUUGAGGGAGGGGAGGUGGGUGUUUAACGCCACGCCUCGCACUCUCCCCUGGGAAUACACGGGGUUUAUGAACAUGUGCGAUCACAAGCAGGUGGAGAAGCGCAAGGGGAAAGCGACGUGGGGAGCCGAUGAGCUGGUGUUGAAAGGGACGAGUCCGGAUAAGUGGACGGUAAGAGAAACACUUAAGUACGAGUAUUUGGUUCCGGAGGAUAAGUGUGGGGCUGCGGCGCUUAAGAAAGUGGUAGAGGCAGAGUUAGGUCCGGAAGCUGCUUCCGCGGGUGGUGCUGCUGGGGUAGAAGAUACAAACGAGGAGGUUCCAGUGUGGAAGAAAUUUGACGGGCUGAAUUUUUGCAAGCGGGCAGCUGGGGCAGCCGAAACAAGGCGCGACAGGCUCUGGAGCAACGACUCAUCCUCGGUAGCAGCGGCAGCAGCAGCAGCAGGGGAGCGGUGGAUGGAUGAUCCUCGGAGAAUGCACAAGGGAUUCACAGUCUACAUCGUAGGAGACUCCCUUCAGAACCUGUUUGCAGCCACGUUUCUCAACCAUAUGCUGUGGCACGUUAAGAAGAGUGCGGCGUGGGCUUUAAACCGCACGAUUUGCUAUCAGUGGGUGGAGCAUAAACCGCACGUGCACUGCCAUAUGAACUUCUUCAAUACCUCGCAGGACGUUUGCCCUGGGGCUUUUGCUGGUGAUCCUGCUGCUGCUGGUAGUGGCGGUGGUGGUACUGGUCCUGCUGCUGCUGGUGCUGCAGGUGCUGCUGCUGCUGAUCCUGCUGCUGCCGCAGCAGGGGGUAUCGGCACGAACGGCAGCAGCAGCAGCGACGCCGGUGCGUUCGCCAUGCAUUUCACCUCCAACCGCUGGCUCACAGUGGGAGACACAUUCGUUGCCAAAGAAAGCGUUCCCUGGUCCCAGCACGGCGCAUUAGUAGACUCUGACGUGCUCCUAAUCAAUAGAGGAGCCCAUUUUACUGAUGACGAAGCAUAUUGCUUUGCUGGUUCUCAGAAUGUGAAUGGCUGGGUUGAAGCCUGGAUGCCAGUGAAAGCAGCUACCUAG